Molecule: messenger RNA, 423 nt
Organism: Stylonychia lemnae
Lineage: Eukaryota; Ciliophora; Spirotrichea; Sporadotrichida; Oxytrichidae
Source: the annotation of a GenBank genome assembly
AUGAGCAAAAGAGGAAGAAGUGGAAGAAGUGGAACUAAACUGAGAAUUUCAUGUGGUCUCCCAACUGGUGCCGUUAUGAACUGUGCUGAUAACACUGGAGCCAAGAAUUUGUUCGUCAUUUCAGUCACUGCUAUCGGUGCUAGACUCAAUAGAUUCCCAAAGGGUUCAGUUGGUGAUAUGUUCUUAGCAUCAGUCAAGAAGGGUAAGCCCGAUCUCAGAAAGAAAGUCAUGCCAGCAGUUAUCAUCAGACAACGCAAAGCUUUCCGUAGAAGAGAGGGAUACUAUCUCUACUUUGAGGAUAAUGCUGGAGUUAUUGUGAAUCCAAAGGGAGAGAUGAAGGGAUCCGCUGUUACCGGACCAGUUGCAAAGGAAUGUGCUGAGCUAUGGCCAAGAAUCGCUUCAAACGCAAGUUCAAUCAUCUGA